Messenger RNA from Hemibagrus wyckioides, 3188 nucleotides. RefSeq names its product ribosomal protein S6 kinase related b (gene rskrb). The transcript has 12 exons. The coding region runs from base 504 to 1802 and encodes 432 amino acids. Gene Ontology annotation, molecular function: protein serine/threonine kinase activity; ATP binding. NCBI's taxonomy places the organism in Eukaryota, Metazoa, Chordata, Actinopteri, Siluriformes, Bagridae. The record is from RefSeq and is a predicted model, not a curated record. Gene Ontology annotation, biological process: protein phosphorylation.
GACUGAUAAAGAAAAAGAUAUAAAAAAAGAAGAAGAAAUAAACUCUAUAAAAAAUGUGCUCUGAAUAGAAUGAUUAGGAAAGUGCUUUUCAGUGUUAUAUAAUAUUUAUAUGAUAGAUAAUAUUCCACAGCUACGUUGGCACGCGCUCCUUCAGCCAUGCGUAUAGCAGUGAAUAAUUCAGAACUCUGGACAGCGCUCGAGUUUGCGCUUAAACUGAGGCAGUGGGCGGGGUCACAGCUUAAUCUUCGAGGUGAUUGGUUGUACUGGUUAUCAAGAGCCAAUCGGAUGUGAGGGACACGUCGAAAAAACCACCGAUAAUGGAGAUAACGGAGAUUAUCUUGUUUACGUCGCCAUAACUUUGGGUCCGGUGAUGACAUUGGAUGGAGUUUGAUUAUGAAAUGACCGGAGUAGGAUUGUUUAAAAAUUAAUUUAGCAUGGACUUUAAAACACGGACGAAGGAAUUGUAGGAUGAAGUUAAUUUUUAUAGCAAACCAUUGAAGGUAAUGGGCGCCGAUGGAAGCAAGAGCAUUAAGAAUCCAUUGCAGCAUAAGGAGGAAAGUCGCCGCUCAUCUAGAUGGCGUGGCUUUCUAUCCAGUUUGGGCGUCUCUGUUCCUUCAGGCCUGCACAUCGGGCCACAGCACAUGAUUCAGGACAAGACCACGUCUGUCCCAGAGUACGUCCUGUCUUCAUUACCUGGCCCUGAGAAACUGCACAUGGAGUGGAACCUCCCUGCUUUUAUCAACAUGUUCCUACCUGAAUUUCCUCACCGCAGCAUACCUGGACAUGAGCACUUCCAGAUCCUGGGUUACGUUGCUAAAGGAUCAUUUGGUCCCAUCUUGAAGGUGAAGGACAAGUCAAAACAGAAGACUUAUGCAGUGAAGGUCAUCCCGAAGUCUGAGAUUCUUCGUCAGGGUGUGCUGGACCAGUCUAAGGAAGAGGUGAUUGUCCAGCGUCAGGUCCGCCACCCUUUCGUCCACGACCUGCAGGACUGCUGGCAGACCCAGCACCACCUCUAUAUUAUGUGUGAUUACUGCAGCACAGGUGAUUUAUACACCUACUGGGUGAUGAUCGGUCAGUUCGGAGAGGAUGCCCUCAAGGUGUUCGCCGCUGAGCUCGGCUCUGCUAUCGGCUUUCUUCAUGAUUAUGGAAUCAUCCACCGUGACGUUAAGAUGGAGAACGUUCUUCUGUCAGAUCAGGGGCAUUUACGCCUGGCUGAUUUCGGUUUGUCCCGGAGGCUCGAACAUGGAGGAAGGGCAUUCACUAUCUGUGGGACAAUUCAGUACAUGGCUCCUGAAGUGCUGAGCGGAGGGCCGUACAGCCACGCCGCCGACUGGUGGUCACUCGGGAUCCUGCUCUUCGCAUUGGCUACCGGCAAGUUUCCUGUUCCUCCCGAGUCAGAUCACUGUUGCAUGCUGAGGAAGGUGCGCUGCUUCCCCUACGACAUGCCCAGAAGCUUCUCUCCUCCGUUUGCCCUUUUGCUGACCGAGCUGCUGUGUAAGACCCCGACACGUCGCCUGCGAACCCUGGAGCGCUUCAAGCGCCAAACCUUCUUCCACGGUACUCCGUUCGACUCGCAGCUCUUACAGAAAAGCCCCGUGGAGCUGAUCCUGGAACUGAAGAAGCGGCCCGAUCGCCCUGCCAAAGCCUGCCGAGGUCUCGCUCUGGAGCCGUUUCCCGAUUUUGAUUUUGACUGCGGUUUCCAUGGAGAUUCAACCUCCACCUCAGCUCAAGAAACCCUGGACCUAGCAGAGGCCCUCGACCAAGGACAAGUAACUUCCUCAGAGAGCCUUUUUGUAGCAUGAUGCUAACUGAAUGAUAAUGGUUUGAAAUGUGUAGCACAGGAAUUGUACAUUCCCAUAAUUUCACUGUGAGAAAUUCUUUGUGUCCAUUGAAAUUAUUUAGAACCAAGACAUUUUAAAGUACGUUUUAUGUUAUAAGGUAAGAAUAUUCAUGCUACAGGUGAGUUCCCAUGCCAAGGCUUUUUUUGUGUUGUUGCAUUUCUCAGGGUUAUUCUAUAUUUCAUGUUAAACUUAAACAGCAAGCUAACACCCUGCCUGUCCACCUUUAGGUGAAAACCAGUGUAUUUUUUACAAGCCUUUUGCUUUAUGCACCGUUUUUGUACUGUGUUCAGUAUUACACAAAACUGGUAGCUAUACUCACUGAACACAUUUAGUAAUGUUUAUUAUCAUGGAUGAUCCCCAUGGAGCAAUCUCAAAGUCAUAGAGGAAGAAACACGACAUGAUGUACUGGGAUUUUAUUUAUUGAUGGUGUUUUUUCUAACCAGCAAAACAAAUGUAAAGUCACGUACAGUCUUAGCGAAGAAUAUAUCCAAGGAGGCACUUUGCUUACAAAACUGAUGAAGCUCUGUGUGCUAUGCUUAAUCUCUUUCCCUCUGGAAUUCUUGGCACCCUUGAUGAGCAUGUAAAUAUACAUAAUAUGGCCAAAUUUUUCUAGACACCUGAUUAUUACACUUAUAUGUGGUUCCUUAUCAAAAAGGGUUGCUACAAAUUUGGAAACACACAAUUAUAAAGUAUAGAAUGAACUCAAUUUCUUUUUAGAAGCCCAGACAUGUUCCAGCAUGACACAAAGCAAAGCUCUAUGAAGACGUUGUGUGGAGGUUUAGGUGUAGAAGUGGAAGAUCUCCAGUGUCCUGUACAGAGCCCUGACUCUGACUCAACCCCACUGAACACCUUUGAUAUGACCUGGAACACCGACUGAACCCCAGACCUCCAUGAGUAUCUGAUCAUACUAAUGCUUUUGUAGCUGAAUGAACACAAUUCCUCACAGCUAUGCUCCAACAUGUAGUGGAAAACCUUCCCAGAAGAGCAAAGCUGAGCUUAUUAUAAGAGACAAGGCGAAAACAUGUGGAAAAAGAUGUUCGGCAAGCACAUGUGAGUGUGAUGGUCAGAUGUCAGAUAGAUAGAUGGAUGGAUAGAUAGAUAGAUAGAUAGAUAGAUAGAUAGAUAGAUAGAUAGAUAGAUAGAUAGAUAGAUAGAUAGAUAGAUAGAUAGAUAGAUAGUAUUUUUCUUGUACCUCUUGUCUUUAAAUGAUGAAAUAUAUUUAAUAUUUAGAAUAUAAAGAUAGUUUUCGAUCAGUUUGUUGUUUCUACCCUUUUUUUAGACGAAGAAAACUGUUUUGCAUCUGCUUAGGAUAUCAAUUGAGAUGAAUAUAAUAAAAAAAAAUUGUAU